Messenger RNA from Cadophora gregata, 1605 nucleotides. RefSeq lists its product as uncharacterized. Gene Ontology annotation, biological process: glucose 6-phosphate metabolic process; intracellular glucose homeostasis; glycolytic process. Gene Ontology annotation, cellular component: cytosol; mitochondrion. The coding region runs from base 1 to 1605 and encodes 534 amino acids. The transcript has 4 exons. The record is from RefSeq and is a predicted model, not a curated record. Lineage: Eukaryota; Fungi; Ascomycota; Leotiomycetes; Helotiales; Ploettnerulaceae. Gene Ontology annotation, molecular function: glucokinase activity; fructokinase activity; mannokinase activity.
AUGGCCACGACAAGGCAGUCUCUGGACUCCUCCUCCUUCCUAGAGCCGCUCUCCAUUGACACUGCAAAGAUCCGUAGCCUCGCACGCAGCUUAUGCAGCACCUUUACGAGCCUUGCCGCAAAUUCGCAAGAGCAGUUUUUACCUACGCCGAUUUCGGAUUCUGUGCUAAGGCCCGAGGGUGAUGAGAGCGGCAGAUAUUUAGCGAUUGAUAUUGGAGGGACAAACCUUCGAGUUGGAUUUAUCGAGUUACUUGGGCCUGGUGAAACUUCUACAGAUGCAACAACAAGAGUCGAUAAUGCAGGUGAACGGUCACGUGUUGUCCGUCAUCUUGAGAAGAGUUGGCCGAUUGGAGAGCAAUUAAAACACAACAAAGCCGAGGACUUGUUCGGGUGGAUUGGAGCAUGCAUCGCGGGAGUUGUGCAAGAUGGCUGUCACACAUGGCCUGGGAACUUGCCAGACGAGAUCCCACUUGGCAUCACGUUUAGUUUUCCCAUGGUUCAACAUACGUUGUCUGAAGCGACUCUUAUGUCGAUGGGAAAGGGGUUCCAAAUAACCUCCAAUCUUGACCUCGGCAAACUCCUCCUACAAGGCUACGAAAAGACUCGAGGUGCUUUACCACGCAUCAAGAUCACAGCCAUCGUCAACGAUGCAGUAGCAACUCUCGUUUCCUUCGCAUAUCAAUUCCGAAGCAACACGAGACGAAAAGCAGCUAUGGGACUCAUAGUAGGCACAGGCUGCAACGCAACCAUCCCCUUAGCACUUGGAAAACUGCAUCCAGACAAACGACCUACCCAAGUCAAGAUCCUAGACGGCGAAACAGAGGCAGACCUAAAUCUCAAGAUAGCCGUCAAUACAGAAUGGACCAUCCGAGGCGCCGCGGGACCAUUACACGAACUAAAUUUCAUCACCCAUUGGGACAAGAAACUCGAUGCCCAAGGCGAAGUGCCGGGCUUCCAGCCCUUCGAAUAUAUGACUGCGGGAAGAUAUCUAGGAGAACUAGGCCGCAUCAUCAUAGUCGACUAUCUUACAACUAAUCUGUAUAUUCCCGAAUCUUCUCUCCCACCUCUUCUUACUCAGCGGCAUGGAUUGAGCACUACCUUCUUAGGGAAUUUAGGCCCACAUCUCGCUACCCUCGAGCCAUCACUGCUCAAGCAACUAAACACCGAGAUCCCACCAUCGAUAGAGCCAGAUGCGUGGAAAUGGACUGCUGAAAUAGCAGAUGUGGUAUAUGAUAUCGCGAAAGCGAUACAAAUCCGGGCAGCGGGAAUGACUGCCGCAGCCGUAAUCGCACUCCUCGCUUGCGCAGAGGAGAUACACUUCUCUUCACCUAGCACAACAAAAUCACUACCUAAUGGUAUAACCGCCCAAAUCAACGGUAGCAAAGAAGCGCUUGACGAAUUGAUGGUCGGAUACACCGGUGGUUGUAUUGUGCAUUUCCAGGACUAUCUAGCCGAUUGCCAGAGGUUUUUAGAUGAGAUUAUGGGAGCUGAGUUCGCCGGCCAAGAAGAUGUGCCGAGAGUGGUGCUGAUGCCCUGCCAUGAUGGCGGGAUCAUUGGAGCGGGCAUUCUGGCGGGUACCGUCCAGAGUCUUGCGCAUGAUGGAUGA